Caenorhabditis angaria is the source of this 2145-nucleotide messenger RNA. NCBI's taxonomy places the organism in Eukaryota, Metazoa, Nematoda, Chromadorea, Rhabditida, Rhabditidae. The record is from the annotation of a GenBank genome assembly.
AUGAGUCAUAUUGAUACAAAUUCCACAUUGUUCGAAACAGCCGUAGCUGAAUAUGGUCGAAUAUUACAUCCUCCAUUGGUAUUGGUUUUAUGUAUUUCCGGUGCACUCGGACAUAUGUUAACUAUAACAACAUUAUCGUCAAUGUUAAAUCCAACAAAUAUGUUUUUGAUAUCAAUGUCAUGGUAAGUACCAAUUAUAGUUGUUUUUCUGUCUCCCGAAAAAUUCACGAUUUAUAUUUAUUCGCACGCGUUGAGUCAUAAAUUUCCAACUCGUGACAAAUUGCUCAAAUUGAUCUAUCGAGACAAAUAAAUCUCCCACGAAGUCGAAAGAAUCCUCCAUUAUCUAAAAUAUCCAUAAAUUUUGUUCUCGAGACACACUCUUUACUCUAAAAGAGACGGAAGUUGUUGAAUAUCCAUUGGCCCGUAAAAGACUAGAAAAAACGUAGGGGGGAAAAAUUGGAAGAAAAAAAAAGUUGCAGAAAAGGGCUUGUUUUUGUUUCGUGCUUUUUGGUGAACAAUAAGAAAAGAAAAGAAAAAACAAAAAGGAAAAACAAAACAAAAAUAGCAAAAAUUCAAUAAUCUCAUAAAGAUGUGUCAAACGAUAGCAGUUCGAUGCUCGCUUAUCAAAUUGUUUCAAUCUUUUGUUUUUUUCAAAUAUUUUUUUUGGAAAAAAAUGAAAAUAUCUAGGGACUACAGUAAUCUCAUAAAAUUUUUCAAGAAAGUAUCGGUCCCGAUUCAGAACCUCCCCAAAAAAUUAUUUUGCAGCUCUCAGCUAGCACUGUGUGUCAAUUUUCUCUAUUCAACAUUUUUCAAAUUCAUGUCUGAUCAACUGUGCCAACCAUUCUUUUUUUCUUGGUUUCUAGCAAGUACAAUGCAUUUCUCAGUGACUAUUUCAGUUUUGGUUCAUAUGUCGGCGGUUAGUUCAAACUAUUCUUCAAAAAUAUAAAUUCAAGUUUUACAGGUUUUUCAUGUUGUUGCUCUUUCUCUAAUUCGUUAUUUUUCGCUUGCUCAAUUAUCAAGUGCAAAUUCAAAUGUUGCUUGGUUUACUUGGCAAAAAUCAAGAUUUGCAAUCAUUUUGAUCUAUGUUACAGUAGUUGUUCUCUGCAUUCCACUACAUUUUACAUCAAAAGUUGCCGAGGUACAGUAAUCCUUUUCUGUUUUUUUUUUGAGUGCAAGUGUCCAAUUUGUUUUUGCUGCAUCUUGAUUGAACCUAAUUAAACUUCAUCCGCAUUUUCCAAACAAAAUUCUUGAAAAAAGAAGAGAAGUUUUAAUUACGCAUGUGACAUGACAUCUUGUUGUCAAUGUUUCAGACGGGUAUUAGGGAGGAUUUUCGUGAACCCUUUUCCAAGAAGAAGGACAUCAAAGUUCAAUUAUUUUAUUUAGGUGCCAGAAAACGAGGGAUGUGCCGAGAGGUUUCCACAUUUGAAACAAAAACCAGCUUGGCAAUUAUCGUAUACAUCAAAUGUUUCAUUGAAAGACUUCAACUUCUGGCUUUUCUAUUUAUCGUCAAAAGUUAUUCCUUCGGUAAAUAUCAAAAUUUUUUUUUUAAUUUUCACAAUUUUGAAAAUUGUUCAGAUAAUUCUUUGUUUGAUGACAUGUUUGAUUUUGGAUCAACUCAAAAAAAUCCAAGUUUUGAGUUCGAGAUUUGCAUCAGUUGAAAGAGAUAAACAACAUCAAAGAACUACAAAUAUGAUUUUGGCAAUAAUGGUUCUUUUUAUUUUUGUUGAAUUACCUCAAGGAGUUUUGGCUGUUCUAUCAACUUUUACUGAUAUUCAACUAAUCUUUGAACUUGGUAAGUUUUCGAAUAAAAAUAUUCAAAUUAUAAAAUUAAUUAUAAUUUUCAGGUGAUUUGACAGAACUUUUAACUCUUCUCACUUCAAUUAUAAUUUUUUCAUUGUUAUGUUCAAUGAAUGGAAGAAUCAGAAGUGCAUUCAAAGAUGUUGCAUGUGUCAAAAAGGCUUCAUCAUUUAUUGCCAGAUUAUGUCCUCCUUCAAGGUAAGACUUAUUUUUUAUUCUAUGUUUGCAACAAAUCAUUGAUUUCAGCCCGGUUCGAGCUUCUUCUGGACAUGAUCCACUUUUGGAACAUAAUACUGUUAUUAUCACAAAUUGUCAUAUCGACAAGACUGAAAAUUAUGCGAUACUUUAA